CAAACGUCAACAUUCUACACGAACCAACUCUUCUGUUUCCUUUAUCUACCUCCAUAAUAUGCCUCAGUUAGCUCGUGCUGCCAGCAUACAUACUAGCCGUCCUCCGACAACGUUCUCACAGUCUUCCCGCCCUACUACCGAUACUCGUGGUUCCCGUCCAUUCACUGGCCGACCAGCUACCGGAAGGCCAACCACGGGUGGCUCUCGUCCACGUACUGGUCGUCCGAGGACAGGCGCAACGCAUGUAGAUUCGCAAGUUGUCGCGGCUAUAUGCGAAGGGAGGGGGGUUGCGGCGAGUGUAGGCUUAGCAUUCAUCCACCUUGCUACGGCUGAAUGCGUCCUAAGUGAGAUAGUCGAUUCCCAGACUUACGUGAGAACGAUGCACAAGCUGGGCGUGUUUGACCCUGUUGAGAUUCUUAUCCCGAUGACAUCUAUGACGCCCACCAAAUCCAAGCUCUGCCGUAUUGUGGAGGAAAACCUACCUGGAGCGACUCUUGUACCCAUCGCUCGCAAGUACUUCAACGAACCCGAAGGUCGGGAGUACGUCCAGCAAUACACACUCGCCGAAGAUCUGGAGAGUGUUAAGGUUGCUGUAUCGGCAAAGUUCUACGCACUAUCUGCUUUGGCGGCGUGCUUGAAGUACGUCGAAUUAUCGCAUCACACGCUGUUUGCUCCGCGUUCUCUGCGUCUAUCAUACCAGCCGUCGGAAGGGUCCAUGUUGAUUGACUUCUCUACUGUUCGGAUUCUCGAGUUAGUCCAAAAUCUGCAAAAUCCAAAGAGUACAGCGAGUUUGUUUGGUGUUCUCAACAAUACAUGCACGCCUAUGGGAGCGAGGUUACUCAGGUUGAAUGUCCUACAGCCUCUGACAGACCUCAAUGUACUGGAAGGCCGGCUGGACGUAGUUGAGGAGCUUGUGGGAAGGGAGGAAUGCUUCUUUGCAGUGAGGGCAGCUCUGAAACCAUUUCAGGAUUUCGAUAAGCUCUUGACAGCUCUCGUUGCUGUUACGACUAAAUCGACAUUGAAGCACUCGGAAAAUCGGAUCAACGAUGUGAUCCUUCUGAAGCAUGGCAUUCGCUGUAUCCCGCCGGUACAUGAGGCUCUGGCCGGGGUCCGCUCGAAUCUGCUAGUCGCCAUCCGCAACCUCUGUCUCGACGACCGCAUCAAUCAUAUUUCUGAGAUGAUUGAUAAUGUGAUCAACGAGGAUGCAGUUUGGCAGAAGGGUGCUUUAGCUUUGCAGCAUCAGAGGUGUUAUGCUGUGAGGAAUGGAGUGAACGGGCUCCUAGACGUUGCCAGACAGACUUAUAAGGAAGCCACGAGUGAUGCGAUCGAGCUAGUAGCACAUUACAGCGAGGAACACGGUAUCCCGUUUCGGGUUCACUUCGAAGCAUCCCGUGGCUUUUAUAUUCAAUUGAGCCCGACUGACCUUGAGGCGUGCGAAGUUCCCGAGCUACCCUUGUGUUUCAUCAAUGUAGUCAAGAAGAAGAAGAUGAUUCAGUGCACCACUCUGGACCUUGUUAAGAAAAAUGCCAAGAUCAAGGACUCGCUGACGGAGGUGUUGUUGAUGAGCGACAAGACCAUUGAGACAUUGGUGGACGAGAUUAGGUCGGAGAUUGGAGCAUUGUAUAAGGUUUGCGAAGGGGUUGCAAUGUUGGACAUGUUGGCCAGCUUUGCAUAUGUUUGCACCGUGCGGGAUUAUAUACGGCCUGAAUUCACCGACACCCUGGGGAUCAAGUCUGGUCGUCACCCGAUUCGUGAAGCAAUUCAUGGGGAUAGAUAUAUCCCUAAUGAUACAUAUGCUUCCAACACUACAAGAUUUCAGAUCAUUACCGGAGCCAAUAUGUCUGGUAAAUCGACGUACCUUCGUCAGGUCGCUCUGCUCUCUGUCAUAGCACAAAUUGGGGCCUUCGUGCCGGCCGAGUACGCUUCUUUUCCGAUUACGAAACAGCUAUUCAGCCGUAUUUCAAUGGACGACAGCGUGGAGUCGAACUCGAGUACUUUCGCCAUAGAAAUGAGAGAGACCGCUUUCAUCCUCCAAAGCGCAAAUGAGGACAGCUUGAUCAUUGUGGAUGAGUUGGGUCGAGGAACGAGUACUCGUGACGGGUUUGCUAUCACUCUGGCUGUUUGCGAAGCGCUUGUGGAUACUGGGGCGGUAGUGCUCUUCGCAACUCACUUCAAGGAGCUCACCACCGCAUUGGCGGAUCGUCCCGGUGUCGUCAGUCUUCAUACGGAAGUCCAAUCCGAGGGUGAGAACAUGAAGAUGCUGUACAAAGUUGCAGACGGUGGGAACGAGGAGAAGCAUUAUGGUUUGAAGUUAGCUCAGGCGGUUGCGCUGCCUGAAUCUGUCUUGUCAAAAGCUGUCGGGAUAUCUUUCGCGCUUGCUAGCCGUACACGGGCUCAGAAGGAGAACUCCGAAGCCGCUAAGCGCGCGAAGUCUAGAAAGCUCCUCUUGAACCUAAGGGAGACUUUGACGCAAGCGUACAACGGCAGCAUGGAACCGGAUGUCUUGAGACGCUGGCUGGUAAACGUCCAAGAACGGUUCGUGCUUCAGAUGGAGGCUCUAAGUGGAGCACAUGACGAAGACGUGGGUGAGGGGGUAAGGGAGGCUUCGACGCUCCACAAUGGCUCUGAGGUAUCAUCCCACAGACAAGAUCUAGACGCUGUCGUUGAGAUUGAAGAGUAGUGAAGCUAAUCCAAUAAAGAUAUCUCAUAGCUUAUGUUGUGCAGAUAAAUAUCAUGAGUUCAUUAUUUCGCCUCUCUGAGCUCUCUUUUUCUGCAUCCUCCGACGUCUGACUCGACCUUGAGCCCCUAUCCAUC
This is a messenger RNA of Saitoella complicata NRRL Y-17804, 2814 nucleotides long. RefSeq lists its product as uncharacterized. Gene Ontology annotation, biological process: reciprocal meiotic recombination; mismatch repair. The record is from RefSeq and is a predicted model, not a curated record. Lineage: Eukaryota; Fungi; Ascomycota; Saitoellomycetes; Saitoellales; Saitoellaceae. The transcript has 8 exons. Gene Ontology annotation, molecular function: mismatched DNA binding; ATP-dependent DNA damage sensor activity; ATP binding. Gene Ontology annotation, cellular component: nucleus. The coding region runs from base 59 to 2680 and encodes 873 amino acids.